UUUUAAACAAUAGGCUAAUUGUAUUUUUCGCUCACUGGGCAUAACAAAGGAGACGGGUGACAUUUGUCAUUAGCAGGAUCUAUGUUAAAUUAGGACCCUCUCCCCGUUUUCUCGCUGCGGUCAUGUGACCCGACAGCAUCGCUCCUCUCCGCCCGCAAACAGCUGUGAGCGAGACAGUGUGCAGCAGGGCUCUUCAGAAACAUACAGCACACGAGCGGGACAAUAUGGGAGUGGAGAUCGAGACCAUAACCCCCGGAGAUGGGAGGACUUUCCCCAAAAAAGGACAGACAUGUGUGGUGCAUUAUGUUGGCUCUCUGACAGAUGGACGGAAGUUUGACUCUUCCCGUGACCGUGACAAGCCAUUUAAGUUCAAGAUUGGUAAACAGGAAGUGAUCCGUGGCUGGGAGGAAGGUAUUGCGCAGAUGAGUGUGGGCCAACGUGCAAAGCUGACCUGUUCACCUGAUUUUGCCUACGGUAAUAAAGGCCAUCCUGGGAUUAUUCCCCCAAAUGCGACCCUCAUCUUCGAUGUGGAGCUUCUCAGUUUGGAGUGAUUUAAUGCAUUAACAAUGCCUUUUGUUAAUUUUUUGAUUACAUUAUUAAUGUUUCAAGUGUCAAAAGGUUUAGUCUUAACAUUAGAACCUUGAUUAAAUCAAUUUUCUCUUUAUGUCAGGCCA
Messenger RNA from Cyprinus carpio (common carp), 674 nucleotides. RefSeq names its product peptidyl-prolyl cis-trans isomerase FKBP1A-like. Lineage: Eukaryota; Metazoa; Chordata; Actinopteri; Cypriniformes; Cyprinidae. The record is from RefSeq and is a predicted model, not a curated record. Gene Ontology annotation, molecular function: peptidyl-prolyl cis-trans isomerase activity.